AGAGAUUCAGUGGAGCAGAAGGUGAGGCAGUUUCAAGAGGCCAGACACCAGAAGAUCCAGCCCAAACCGAAGAAAGAUGUCACCCUGAACACACCGCUCUGCCUUGAAGAUUUCGGCGCGCACGCCACGUCUCAUCCUGCAUGCACAUCACAUGCCGACACAUUUCCUGAGAAGUCUGCUGUGCUUUCAGCUGCAAAGGCCACUUUCCAAAUGUCAGCUCUCGUAGAUUCCCCCUGACUGGCUACUUCAUGCUUCCCCAUUAGCUCAUAGUUAUUCACCCAGUUGGAAGCAGCACUGAUGUUCUUCUGGUCUGGUGUCACGCAUACUCAAUGGGUUUCCUGCAGUGUAAACCGAGAAGCCCUCCAUCAAUUUUGGCCAAACUGAGGCAAUUACACUUACGACGCACCAAUGAUCGCGGGCAGCUGUUUGCACUUUCACGCACAUCUGCCGGUGACUCAGAUGUGAGAUUGUCUACCAAUACUCCCAUUUCCCCAUUAGCGUGUUUGAUCCGAUGAUGAGCAGGUGCCAGGGCUUACAGUGCUGGUGUGGCAGAGGGGGGAGGGAACACCUGGCACGCUGUUCUCCCUGACGCUCUGGUGGGUUCGGAGGCAUUUUCCCAGGCUCCCCAGAUGAAUGGUCACUAAUAGCCGUGGGAGAGGGCUUUGCGAGAGCUGCACAGUGUACCAGCCUGACUCCUCUUGGCAGACCCUGUGAGGAAGGCUUAAACGAGAGCUGGCUGCCCGUGACCCAGCCCCAAAGCCAGCACAAGUGCACUGCUGCAGAUAGCCUUACCACUGGAGAAUGUGUUUACAAGGCCAGAGUGAGAUCUCACUCAGUGAGACGUCUGGCUGCGGUGCUCGGACCGUUUCUGAUUCUCUCAGCCUGCGUUCACAGAGCAUAAGAAUACGGUUGUCUGUUCUGUUUUACAGUGCUGAAUACAGUUACUGUUUGUUCACAAGCAGUGCAUUUUGUAAUUGAAUGGACUCGGAACUGUUUUCUGAAGGUGAGUUUGGUAAACCUGUGCUGUGAGAUUUGAACCACACUAGACAAAAUAUCUUUCGGUUAAAUCAUAUCGUGCAGCUAGCUAUUGUGCACUGCAUUGCAUUGUGUGUUGUUUUUGAGGUCCUCUUAAAGGGACAGUACACCCAAAAAUAAAAAUCUGUAAUUCAUUAUUUACUGUCAUGUUGUUCUAAACCUGUAUGUGACUCUUUCUUCUGUGGAACACAAAAGAAGAUAUUUUGAGAAAUGUCGCAGUGGUUUUGUGACCGUACAAUGGAAGUCAAUGGGGUCCAAUGCUGUUUGGUUACCAAUGUUUUUAAAAAUAUCUUCUUUUAUGUUCUGCAGAUGAAAGGAAGUCCUACAGGUUUGGAAUGAUGUGAGAGUGAGUAAGUGAUGAAAUCAUUUUUAUUUUUGGGUGAUCUCUUUAACUCCGAUCCAGUCAAUGUCUUCCUAUCAGAGAUGCGUCCUACAAACUGUAUCAGCUCUGUGGUCUGGAUGUGACCCAAAUUCUGUGCUUUUCAAUUUUAUAAAUAAUAACCAUUUACUAUUUUAUAUAUGAUUUUAAAACGUUUUUUUUUGCAGUGCUACAAAAUCUCACAGCAUUAGCUGUAGGCAACUGCGUCCGUCUAGCUGUUUUUGACAGCUUACACCGUCAGAGUCAGGUGACCCUGUACCAAUCCACCUUAAGCGUCCGUAAUACCACCUAUAAACGUUAUUAAAUAUCUAAUAUCCUGUAUCUCUUUCAGGCUCCUUCUGUCUGCGCCCCCUCCUCACCAGUUCAAGCUUAGUUUUCCUGCCCUGCACGGCCCGUAGCCUUUAAAUAUAAAGCAUGUGGCAGCUUUAGCAGCAGUUACCUGUCCUCGAACAUGUGAGGGGGGUUACGCAGGAUUACCAACACGGGAAAUGGAGACCUGUGGGCAGGAGUUGCCGAAUUCCUCUGGCUCUCUUGACCGCCUGUCUGUCAGUCAGUCAGUCGGCCUGUCUGUCUCCUUGUUCUAGAAUUAGCCCUUGAUGUUUUGUCGUGUCGCAGUUGCCGUGCAAAUCCACCUCCUAAGCCCACGUCUCGCUGUGCAGAAAAGCCCCUGGACAGCCGGACCCUUUCCACAUACCUUUAUCAUUUACAUGUACAUUUAGUCGUGUAGCAGAUGCUUUUAUUCAAAGAGAGACAUCGCAAGCAAUAUAUCAUUUCAGAUUCUCUCCCGCGGUCAAACACACCCGCUUUUGGCCUUAAAGUUAUGUUUGUACAUCAGUAUGACUUGCUCUGGACAUACACACACACACCCUAGUCUCUUUUCCAGGGUCAGUGGUGUUCCUCUGGUUCUGUCCCACCACAGUUCUCUGUAUGUAAUUAGGGAUUGAGGAAGGACCUUGAUCAGGACGAGACCGCUGCUCCACCACAGUCCAGUCUCUCUCUCUCUCUCUCACACAGACACAUACACGCGUGCAGCCUCUGUGAACCUAGACCAACCGUGCCGAAUGACCAAAGCACUCACUACUGCAAUUACCAAAUUGUUUUAGAGGAUCAUUCUACUUUUUCCUUUAGUGUUUUCCGUGCAGGGUCCUUGCGCAGAUCAAAUGGCGGUUUAAUGGUGCCCAUCAUUAUUUUCUGGCCUCUUUUGUUUUAUAAUGAAGUGCAUAUUUUCCUGGCAGAGGAACCCAUUACAGUUGGCACAGUGUGAUUGUUCUUAUACAUUUAAUAGCAUGUCACAUUUCGUCAUUAGAGCACCAGUGAACCUUCCAGGUGUGUAGCGGGUCAGUUUUAAUGCACCGACGAUUCGUAAAUGCACAAGCGGGAGAGAUUUAGUGGGAGAGAAAGAUGAGGAAGAGAAGAGGUCUGGAUUCAAUGACAGGUCGAGAUCAGGUUCAAAACCUUUAGCCCUGCAGAACAGCACAUAACUCAAGAUUUCAGGAGCCUUUCCCACAUCAUUAAUCUGCUGGAAUCAAACAGGAGGAAUGUGUUUCCCUGCACUCAUUCACACCACACCAUUCUCCUCUUGAGUCCCUAAUUUCUGCAUUUACAGUACCAGAGCUCAUUUAAGGAUUUACGGGUAGUUUUGUUCUACUGUUCCACUAACCAGCAAAUAUCUGGGUUGAUGGAUUUUGCAGCAAACCUUAAGAGUUUAUCGUAUAGAUCCUUUCACAAGACUUAAACACAAAUGGUCCUGAGGCACUUCCUGUCUGUUUUUAAUUUUUUUACUACAGGUUGGUUUUAACGCUCUCUAUUGGCUUACCACUGUAAUGAUGUUGUGUGGAGAGUAGAUGAACCCAAAAGCAGGAAUUCUAAGCUUUACAUACAUGUAGAUUUGGUAAUUCCCAAAGAGCGGGCAGCAGUGAGUGAAGUUUGUAGGUGUGUUUCCGGCCAUAUUGUUCACAAUUUUGCUGCAUCCGUUCACAAAAAUAAAGUUUUGAUGUAUUUACGGUAGGAAAUUUACAAAAUAUCUUAAUGGAACAUGAUAUUUACUUAAUAUCCUAAUGAUUUUGGUAUAAAGGAAAAAUGUAUAAUUUUGAACCAUAGAAUGUUUUGUUGGCUAUUGCUACAAAUAUACGAGAAAAGUCAGAAGAGGUCACAUUUUUAAGCUUAUUUGGAACCAAGAUAUGACUCAGAAUAGACUGAUAAUAAGUAGUCAAAAAUAGUUGUGCAGUUGUGUAAUUUUAUGAGGAAAUGUUAUUUUAAUGAAAAUAUUAGUCAAUUUUGGAACUUACUGUAUUUUGUAUGUCGGUUUCAGUUUCCCUGAACUUAACAGUAUAUUUGUUUUCAAGUAACUAGACCUAGGUAUUAACAGGAAUUAAACAAGCCUUUCAGUCAUAGUAAGACAUCAAAUACUAGUGUAUUAACUAAAAUGUUAUCUUAUAAAUAAAAGAUGAUCUUUUAUUUAUUCUCUUUUUUUCGAUAGUGCAGGUGUAGGCAACUUGUUGUAGUGUCACAGACAUCUGUUUGCACACGAAGUCACAUCUUCAUUUUCUAUGUUACUGUCACCUUGCCGUGUCAUGGCAAGAAUCUUUAUUACGGUCUUUUUGAUUGACUUCAUGUUAACGUGUUUAGUUUUUGUUUUGUCUUUGAUCUUUUUCUUCAGUGAAAUUAUGAAAGGAAGGUGCUUUACUUCAUGUACUUAUCUUUACAGUUCUCCUUUUGAUCAUGUGUUGCAUCCUCCUGUUGGGCCACACUACAGCAUUUCAUAACCACGCUGAAGGGUCACCCAAAUGUUAAAUUGAACACUCAUGCGCAAAUAUUGUUUCAGGUGGACGUUGAACAGAGUGAUAAGAUGCACCGCCCGCUCGGCCCAGGCUACAGUUACGCAGCCGGGUGUGAUGUGCUUCCAGGAAAACCCCACUCGCCCAUUCCAUGUGGCGACCCCCGUGAAACCUUCGCACACAUAGGCGCAAUCGCCCGGGAGCCCCACCCUGACCCAGUGAGAGCAGAGGAUGAGAUCUUAGAGGGUGAUCGUUCAUAUCAAAGUGGGAACAUUCGCUUGUCGGUGUACUUCAUGAAGCGACACAUCAACCUGAGGUGCAUUGUGAGGCAGCACUACAGAGAGUUGCGUGUUUUUCCUGAACGUGUUGUAGUGUGUGCCAGUCCUCUGGAGAACGCUGUACUUCCCAAUGGAAAUCUGAACCAGGAUGUGUUGCAACAAAGUGGACAAAGCAAGUCGAAGUAUUUUUCAAGCCCCGGUGAAACCAAAGAUCCAUUAUCUAGCUCCACGGUUAUGAGAAGAGCCGUCCUUCAGAAGAUUGCCAAGCAGGCGAACACCCGGUCCCGACCAUGCAGAGAUGACCACGAAUCCAGAUCGGACACCGUAGAAAAGGGGAUUACCAAAUUGAAUCGUCCUCUACCAGUAUCAUCCGAAUGUUUGUUUGCUGACGACUUAGUGGCUUGUGCGCAUGAGGAUGUAAAAACCAUAAUUCAAUUGUCUGAAUUAAGUAACAAGGAUAAAGAGGGCGCUCAACCAUGUCCUGAAUCAACUGGUUUUAAGAGGAGACAACGCACCCCUAACUCUGAGGAACACCAAAAACCCAAAAGAUUGCGUCUCGGAGAGGCUGCUGUACCAGGCGAUUCCAACAGGCCGUCUUCUGGCAUCUCCUCAUGUAGUUCCCAUGGUGCAGCUCAGCCUGAGAUCAGACUGGAAGAGGAGGUGCUUACACAUGGAAAUAGUACUGUCGAACAGAGUAACCAGAGCGGGCCAGCCGCAAGUCUGAGAGGCUCAUCCGUCAAGCCCGUGUCCUCUGGCUCUUCUAUUAGUUCCAGAGAGGAAAGGAGGGAGGGCGCGCCCAGAACAUCCCGAUUACGCCGACUCAAGAAGUCCUGAGGGCCACGGCGGCAUAGAGUGAGAGCGGAUAUCUGACGCCAUCGAGAUGGAUGUUACUGUACACACUUCUACUGUAUUUGCUGUCUGUCAACACUGGUUGCACAAGCACAGCGUUUACCACAGGCGGUCUCUCAUGCAUGGAACAGGCAUCCCAAAAUAAAACUUAUGUCAGUAUUUGUCCGCCACGGUCGUUCCAAACUGUAUCACUUCUGUUUUUUGUAGAAUAUAAUUUUUUUUAGGAAUGUUUUUGGGUGACCGUGAUAGAAUAGAAAGAAAGGGAAUAAGGACAGGGGUUGUUAAAUCAGCAAAUUUACAAAUGGAAUAAUUUUAUUUGUAUAGUCAUACAGGUUGGAAUGAUUAUUGUGUCUGUGAUGCUUAAAGGAACAGUCGACCUAAAAAUGAAAAUUCUGUCAUCAUUUACUCACCCUCAAGUUUUUCCAAAUCUGUAUAAUUUUUUUAUUUCUGUUGAACACAAAAGAAGAUAUUUAGAAGAAUGUAGGAAAGCAAACAGUUCUGGAGCACUUCUGACUACCAUUGUAUUUGUUCCUACUAUGGUAGUCAAUGGUGGCCAAGAACUGUUUGGUUACAAGCAUUCUUCCAAAUAUCUUUCUUUGUGUUCAUCAGAAAAAAUAAAUGUGUACAGAUUUGGAACAACUUGAGGGUGAGUAAAUGAUGACAGAAUAUUAAUUUUUGGGUCAACUGUUCAUUUAAGCGAAGUAUAAGAUAAAGUAGUUAAAAAUAAACUUAAAAAUAUUUCAGUUCUGCCUUUACAGUAGACUAUAAAGGAGAUAAACACACAUGCAUAUGCUUAAGUUCCCAAAUAUUUGAAUUGGCUUUACUUGCUCUAAACAAAAACACGCAGCACAAACGCAGAUUGCAUUUUCCGCGUAAGAUUUGAAUUUCAGACCAGCGGGAGCCGCUGAGCACACUGUGGCUUCCAGCCCAAAUCUCUGGCUCCAUCCGUCUGAAAUCUCCACUCUUCCAGCUUCAGCGGAGCACAUGAUUGAUUCCGCUGUGUUCUCAUACAUAGAGAUCUGUAGGCGAACGGGGUUUUUACUAUUGGAGCCGACUGUAGUCUCCCUGUGGUUAUCAUUUGUGAAUGUGUUACUGCUUUUCAUUACAGUCUGCUGCAGGAUGACUGACAGCAUUAUGAGAUGCCAAACUGCUCGUGUCUGAUAUUUGGCUAGUCAUGACUGCAGUCAACUUUGAUAUAGUGCGUAAUGGCAGGCCGAUUAUAUGUACGGAUAUAAAUUAAUCUAGUCACAUGGCCUGCUUUUCCACAUUUUUCAGUUUGAUGUCUUUUGGAUAACAGAUAUGUGUCAUAAUAACAGCACUGCCAGAACAUCAUCAGUGUGCACAGACAAUUCGCUGUCAUGAUACUGUAACGUUUUCAAAACACUUGUUAUUAUUUUAAAGCGACAAAAAUGGGAAUUUGAGAUAAAGAGCAGACACUGGCUUUCAUGUUGAGUCAUUUUAUGUUACGUAAUGAAAUGUGAA
Triplophysa rosa is the source of this 6800-nucleotide messenger RNA. RefSeq names its product SLX4 interacting protein (gene slx4ip). The transcript has 8 exons. The record is from RefSeq and is a predicted model, not a curated record. Lineage: Eukaryota; Metazoa; Chordata; Actinopteri; Cypriniformes; Nemacheilidae. Bases 4263 to 5303 code for a protein of 346 amino acids.